Mesorhabditis spiculigera is the source of this 489-nucleotide messenger RNA. The record is from the annotation of a GenBank genome assembly. Lineage: Eukaryota; Metazoa; Nematoda; Chromadorea; Rhabditida; Rhabditidae.
AUGCAAACCCAAUUCCCACACUUUCCACCGUAUUUUCAGCACCAGCAGAGUCGGCAACCCUUCGGCAUUUUUGAAUUGUUGAAGGAAAACUUUUUCUCUGAUGCAACAAGCAAUCAAGGUCUCCAUCAAACUCCGAAUCAACCUCAAGAUUUUACGGAAGGCCAGCUCGAAUGCUCAUCCGAGGAACAGCGAUCUGUGGAACCGAAACCCAAUCCGAAGAGCAAAAGGGGGAGGAGAAAGCUGAAGAAACCGAGGACUUCAUUUACUAGGCUACAGGUAGCAAUCCUGGAGCAAAGAUUUGCCGAUCAAAAAUAUCUGGCAAGCGGCGACCGCCAAAUGCUGGCCGCCCAUCUUCAGAUGUCAGACGCCCAGGUGAAGACGUGGUUUCAGAAUCGCAGGACGAAAUGGAGGCGUCAAGAAGCCGUGCUCCGCUCCGAGGCCCAGGAUUUUCAUUUUCUGCCGCACAGCAAUAAUGACAAUGACGAGCAA